CGCAGUGACGUUGCAUCCUUCCAGUUCCUCGCCUCCUCCCUCUUUCGCUCUUGUGAAUCUCUCAGACUUCAUAACUCCUUUUACGACACUGAGUCUCAGAGACAGUCUCGGUGCCAGGUCCACUUUUCGGCAAAGUGACGUGGACGUCAACAGCAAUGGCGGAAGGAGAAGAGCUUCUGCCACUGUCAACGUCGGGCGGGGACAACUGGGAAAAAGAUCUUGAAGAAGCCCUUGAAGCAGGAGGCUGUGACCUUGAAACUUUGAGAAAUAUAAUUCAAGGGAGACCACUGCCCGCUGAGCUGAGGGCCAAGGUUUGGAAGAUUGCUCUGAACGUUGCAGGAAAAGGUGAUAGCUUGGCAUCAUGGGAUGGUAUUUUAGACUUGCCCGAGCAGGAAACUAUUCAUAAAGAUUGCCUAGACUUUAUUGAGCAGCUCUCAGUGCCAGAGGAGAAGGCAGCAGAAUUACUUCUGGACAUUGAAUCUGUAAUUACUUUUUACUGUAAAUCCCGCAAUGUUAAAUACAGCACAUCCCUGAGCUGGACUCAUCUACUGAAACCACUAGUGUGUCUGCAGCUGCCUCGCAGCGACCUGUACAACUGCUUUUAUGCCAUCAUGAAUAAGUACAUCCCCAGGGAUUGUUCUCUGAAGGGGAGGCCAUUUCAUCUCUUCCGACUGCUCAUCCAGUACCAUGAGCCUGAGCUCUGUUCUCUUCUUGAUACGAAGAAAAUCACUCCAGACUCCUAUGCACUCAACUGGCUCGGGAGCCUUUUUGCACAUUACUGUUCCAUGGAGGUCACCCAGGCGAUAUGGGAUGGAUACCUACAGCAAGCGGAUCCAUUUUUUAUUUAUUUCUUAAUGUUAAUUAUCCUUGUUAAUACAAAAGAAGUUAUUUUAGCACAAGAGUCUGACAGCAAAGAAGAAGUUAUCCACUUCUUGGAAAGUACUCCAUCCAGCUUGAAUCUAGAAGAUAUAGAAGAUCUUUUCUCUUUGGCUCAGUAUUACUGCAGUAAAACACCAGCCUCUUUUAGGAAGGAUAACCAUCAUCUCUUUGGUAGCACUCUGUUGGGGAUCAAGGAUGACGAGGCUGAUCUGAGCCAGGCUCUAUGUCUGGCUGUUUCAGUGUCAGAGAUCCUUCAAGCCAAUCAGCUGCAAGGGGAAGGAGUCCGGUUCUUCGUGGUGGACUGCCGUCCUGCAGAACAGUACAAUGCGGGGCACUUGUCAACUGCGUUCCACUUAGACUCAGACCUGAUGCUCCAGAAUCCAUCCGAGUUUGCACAGUCAGUCAAGUCCCUGCUGGAAGCACAGAAGCAGUCCAUUGAGUCUGGCUCCAUCGCCGGCGGGGAGCACCUCUGCUUUAUGGGCAGUGGGCGAGAGGAGGAAGACAUGUACAUGAACAUGGUCCUGGCUCACUUCCUACAGAAAAACAAGGAAUAUGUUAGUAUUGCCAGUGGAGGAUUUAUGGCCCUGCAGCAGCACCUGGCAGACAUAAACGUGGAGGGCCCAGAGAGUGGGUACGGCCAUUGGAUUGCCAGCACCUCAGGCUCAAGGGGCAGCAUCAGCUCCGUCGAUGGUGAAUCUUGUAAUGGCUCAAAUGAUCGAGGGAUGAAGUCCCUUGUAAAUAAAAUGACUGUGGCUCUAAAGACGAAGUCUGUUAACGUCAGGGAAAAGGUCAUCAGUUUUAUUGAGAAUACAUCAACUCCUGUGGACCGAAUGUCUUUCAAUCUUCCUUGGCCAGACAGAUCCUGUGCUGAGCGGCAUGUGAGCAGCAGUGACAGAGUGGGCAAGCCUUACCGAGGAGUAAAGCCAGUGUUCAGCAUCGGGGACGAAGAGGAAUACGACACAGAUGAAAUUGACAGCUCUUCCAUGUCAGACGAUGAUAGGAAAGAAGUUGUAAACAUCCAGACCUGGAUCAACAAGCCGGACAUCAAGCAUCACUUUCCCUGUAAAGAAGUAAAGGAGAGUGGCCACAUGUUUCCGAGCCAUCUUUUGGUCACUGCGACACAUAUGUACUGCCUAAGGGAGAUUCUUUCGAGGAAAGGACUGGCUUACAUCCAGUCUCGACAAGCACUAAAUUCUGUAGUUAAAAUUACGUCCAAAAAAAAACAUCCUGAGCUAAUUACCUUCAAGUAUGGAAACAGCAGUGCUUCCGGGAUAGAAAUCUUGGCUGUUGAAAGGUAUCUGAUUCCAAAUGCAGGAGAUGCUACCAGAGCCAUAAAACAGCAGAUCAUGAAAGUGUUGGAUGCUUUGGAAAGUUAAUGUAAAAGACAGUUAUUUAAGUGAAAUUAAGGCAACCAAGAGAAA
Acomys russatus (golden spiny mouse) is the source of this 2300-nucleotide messenger RNA. It is a transcript of the gene Tbc1d23, whose product is annotated as TBC1 domain family member 23. Gene Ontology annotation, cellular component: trans-Golgi network. The coding region runs from base 156 to 2255 and encodes 699 amino acids. The transcript has 19 exons. Lineage: Eukaryota; Metazoa; Chordata; Mammalia; Rodentia; Muridae. The record is from RefSeq and is a predicted model, not a curated record. Gene Ontology annotation, biological process: embryonic brain development; retrograde transport, endosome to Golgi.